AUGGCGUACGAAAUAGGCGGAAUGUUCGCACAACAACCGCAUCAACAUCAUAGUAUCUGGUCAGCCGGUGCUGUUCAGCAAUAUGGAGGUUCCACGGGUGUUAUACCGGCGAUGAGCAAUCUACUCGGUGGAAAUACAUCAUACAUAACAAACCACCACCAACUAGAAUUGCAUCCGCCGAAAGCUGAAUCGAUCCAAGGUUAUGGGCAGCUGACAUGGCUGUCUGGAAAGGCUGGCUUGAUUACAUGCAAAAAUAACAUGGUCAUUUCAUUUCAGAUUAAGGACUUCUGUGAUCAAAUGCUCACCGAUCUUACGUCAGUGCUUCGCGUUGGUUUCACAUUGUCAUUCCAAGCGUCAUUGAACGAAACAAACGAAUAUACAGCCACACUUGUGCAUCCGCUAUAUGGACCGGAAGCCGAACAGGUGUUUCUGAAUGCGCCAGAAGUAGAUCUAGAAAAGGCAUGCCCAACACCACCGAAUUCUAAAGAUGCCUAUUCGCCAGUGAUCGAAGCCAGAGCAAUACCAGCACUGCUAGCUAUUUUUCAACGUCAUGCACUCACACAGAUCCAACUGAGCAGCUUGCACUCGCAAAUGUCGAACUGUGCUGAUGAUGAGUUGUUCCGCUACGUGGGCACAUCGUCUUUGAAACGGCGUCAAUUUGUAGAACGUCGUACACAUCUCUUUCGUCUAACGCCUGAAGAUAAUAUCGCACUACAGAGCCCAGCAGUUUAUCUUUGCGUGCUUCGCCUCGCGUCCUAUCUACUACGUCGUGGUGGCGCUACCGCCAUUCAAAGCCUCUACGAUUAUUUUAUUGGUCCCGAGAUGGCACCCGAAAUACGCGAUCAGAUUGGUGAAAGUCGUCAAGAGUUCCUCAACCUGGUCGUUGGUCAUCCGUGGAUAUUUGCCCUGUUCCCAAAUCGUACCUAUGUGUCAGUGCGCCGCAACUUGCCUCACUAUGAUUAUCCCGGUUUCAUAAAGCAGCACUUUCCUGAUCUCGAUGUGCUGCGUCCGUCAUCUGCUCGCGGAUACGGACCUCGUCCAAUUGCCCGUUCAAUGUCUGCGCACCAGCCUCUUGUGCAGGCCCUCUCUAACAACCGCACCGCAGCAGUUAGCGGGUCGCUUGUGCAGGCCGGCAGUCGCCCAGUUUCCCUAUGGGAUAGCAGAAACAGUAUGCCACAGACAAUUGGAUCUAUGCACAGUCCAGCAGAGCAGCAGUGGAGCCCCGUUGAUCCAAUGUUCUCACCCGCUUGGCCUGCUCGUGCCUCUUCAAUUGGUGAUCGCAGCGGCGCUUUGGCUCCAGCUCCACCAGCCGCUGGUGGAGUUACAGGUGUCAUUGGUUCUGCACCAGGUAAUGGUGGAACCAUCGGGCAGAACAAGGUGAUGGUGAACGCAGCAGUCCAGACUGAUGCACCACGCUCCGAUUCUGGAACAUGCACCUGUGGCUGUACAUGCGGCGGACGUGGUGGUUUAUCGCGUGCAAGCGGCGGCUCGGCCAGUCCGCCCAGUCUGGAUAGCAUCAGUCCAUCCUUGCACGAUCGUGUCUCACCACCUGUGAAUGGAAACGGAGCAGUUAAUAACAGUGGAGAAGCUGCCGAUGCUCCACCUACAAUGCGCGCCUACGAUCUAUUCGGUACGACCGAAUUAUUUGCGGCUCGUCUCGGUUCGAUGCGCAUUAAUUAG
Molecule: messenger RNA, 1680 nt
Organism: Necator americanus (New World hookworm)
Lineage: Eukaryota; Metazoa; Nematoda; Chromadorea; Rhabditida; Ancylostomatidae
Exons: 10
Coding region: 1-1680 (559 amino acids)
Biological process (GO): negative regulation of gene expression
Cellular component (GO): cytoplasm
Source: RefSeq, a predicted model, not a curated record